Molecule: messenger RNA, 1226 nt
Organism: Anguilla rostrata (American eel)
Lineage: Eukaryota; Metazoa; Chordata; Actinopteri; Anguilliformes; Anguillidae
Gene: cimip2b
Product: ciliary microtubule inner protein 2B
Exons: 6
Coding region: 98-970 (290 amino acids)
Source: RefSeq, a predicted model, not a curated record
CGUAGCCGUAGCUGAAACCAGCGGGAGCGAUUUUUGCACACCUCUGUGCGAAGAGGGCUCCUUAAAAGGAAUCGGUUAACUUGGACAUCUCGGAAAUAUGGAGGCAUUUCCUCCGAAAUUUAGCAACGUUUUGGUAACACCUGAUCCACAGUAUAUACCAGGCUAUGCAGGGUACUGCCCUCAGCUCAAGUUCACUCUGGGGGAGACGUAUGGGAAGCUGACGGCCCAGAUCCUGUCCAGCCCCGAAGUGUCCAGCACCCGACAGCUGAUCCUGUACAACAGCAACGCCCCCUCGGGCGAAACGGAGGCGGAGGCGGGGCCGCCCGCUGACGCCUGGGGCAGCCUGCCGGGAGUCCGCAGGCACCCAGAGAGGAUGAUCCCGGGAUACAAAGGUUUCAUUCCGAAAAGCCGGAACUGCUUCUCCCGCACGUACAGCCAGACGUGUCGGGAGGCCCUCAGCGAGUUCCAGAGAGACCUGCAGAAGCGGAAGCGCCUCAGCGCCUCGGCUGACCUUCCCCGCGUCGACUACGGCACGGCGCCCAAGCCCACACUUGGGCCUUAUAGCACCCCUCUGACCCCCAUCACUAAAGAGUCAGUACCAUACAAGACCCCGGCCCCCUGGAAACCCCUCGGAUCUCCUUACACCAUGGAGGAGAACAAUCCCAACAAGUACUUCAUCUCAGGUUUUACCGGAUACGUCCCAAAAUCCCGCUUCCUCUUCGGCACUGGUUUCCCCAUCACCACAAACAGAGCCCUGGUCCAGUUCGACAAGGAGGCGAGGGGCAAAGAUGGCGUUCAGCCACCCAGUGUGGAGGAGUUUCCCCCCAUCACUACCAUCUACCCGUCCUACAGUGGCAUGGUCCCAGCUUACACCGGCCAUGUGCCAGGAUACAGGUUCAGUUUCGGCCAAACAUUUGGACAGCUCACCCACAAUGCCCUGGGGUCCAUCAGUGCUCCAAAGGGAAGAUAGAAGCAAACCAGUACACUGGUUAAAGUACAGUGUAGCACAAGCUUUGGAAGAACUGGCAGAAAUCGACUCUUUGAGACAGAUAAAUGUUGGAAUACUCAUUCUGCAGAUGGAUUACAUCACUUCCCACAAAUCAGAUGAUCUCAUUCUUCAAAACAUGCAAAUUUUUAACAUAAGUAACAUUUCAAACUCAGGUCUUCUGUAUUUGUUGAUUCGCUCAUGUUUAUUCCACACAAUAAAAUAAAAACAACCAAAAGCA